This is a messenger RNA of Anoplopoma fimbria (sablefish), 1608 nucleotides long. Its product is annotated as stromelysin-3-like. Gene Ontology annotation, biological process: extracellular matrix organization; collagen catabolic process; proteolysis. Gene Ontology annotation, molecular function: metalloendopeptidase activity; zinc ion binding. The transcript is spliced from 8 exons. The record is from RefSeq and is a predicted model, not a curated record. Gene Ontology annotation, cellular component: extracellular matrix. NCBI's taxonomy places the organism in Eukaryota, Metazoa, Chordata, Actinopteri, Perciformes, Anoplopomatidae. Bases 127 to 1608 code for a protein of 493 amino acids.
GACAAAGACGUCCUCCUCCGUCGUUCAUUGCACUACACAGAAUCCUGUUCGGCGGCAGCAUUCGCCCCGCUAUCUCCGCUCCGCUCUAACCGUCACUCUAUCACCCUGUCACUGUGAUAGAACACCAUGCAGACUGUGUCAGUCGUGUUUUGCGGCAUUUUGCUUUUGCAACUUUUCCUCAGCGUACGUUCUCUGCCGGUCCACGGCCGGCCCGCCAUCAGGUACAAGCAGCCACAGGUAUGGCCUGACAGCAACAUCCACGUUGAUCUGAAGAAGAGCGGACAACACGAACAGAACACGCUUAACAAAGAGUACCAUCUGAAGUCUUCACUGUCAUCCAAAAAUGACACAGAGUUCUGGAAGCGCCCUCGCUGUGGAGUCCCAGACUAUCCAACUUUAACGCAGGUUGGCCUGUCGUACUAUAACCUGAAGGAGAAGAAGGGGCGUCUAAGUAGACAGCAGCGCAGGAAGCGAUUUGCGCUGUUUGGUGGGCGCUGGGAGAAGACUGACCUCACUUACAAGAUUGUGCGUUUCCCCUGGCAGAUGCACGAGGGCAAAGUGCGGCACGUCCUGCAUGAGGCAUUUGGAGUGUGGAGUGCAGUGACUCCUUUGACGUUCAGAGAGGUCACCACUGAGAAAGCUGACAUCAUUAUUGACUUCAACAGGUACUGGCAUGGCGACAGCUUACCGUUUGAUGGUCCUGGAGGAAUCCUCGCCCAUGCCUUUUUCCCCAGGACACACCGAGAGGGCGAAGUCCACUUUGACUAUGACGAGAAUUGGACAGUGGGCAACACUGUGGGCACUGAUCUCGCACAAGUGGCAGCUCAUGAGUUUGGCCAUGUCCUUGGCCUGCAGCACUCCCUGGAGCCUGAUGCUGUGAUGUGUCCUUUCUACAGUGACUCCUACCCUCUGCAGCUCAGCGAGGAUGACAAGAGGGGCAUCCAGUAUCUAUAUGGCCCCUCUCUGCAAGCACAACCCGAAAUGACGGAGAGCAAUGAGAUUGACAUUGGAAUGCUGGAUGCCUGCAGAACAAACUUUGAUGCCGUAUCCAUGAUCAGGGGAGAGCUGUUCUUCUUUAAGUCUCGGUAUGUUUGGCGUAUCCGUGAUGGGCAGCUUCAAGCUGGCUAUCCAGCCUUGGCUUCACGCCACUGGAGCGGCAUUCCUGACCAAAUCGAUGCUGCGUAUGAAGACAAAUCUGGCAACAUCUGGUUCUUCAAAGGUGAGCGCUACUGGGUGUUUGAUGCUGAGAGGAAGAUUACAGGACCGGAUUCAGUGCAGCAGUUGGGUCUUCCUAUUACAGAUAUCCAAGCAGCUUUGAAGUGGGAAGAGGACCACGUUGAGAAAGUCUACAUCUUGAAAUCCUCUUCCUACUGGCCCUUCAAUCCUCAAGUGAAUCGAGUAGAUGAUGUUCAUCCUCGCAGCAUGCACAAGUGGGGAGGAGUGCCAGGCCACAUCGAUGCAGCCUUUCGUGACCGAUAUGGCUACGCCAAUUUCAUGAGUGGACUGCACUAUUGGAAGUUUGACCCUGUGGCGUUGAAGGUGCUAGAAGGCUACCCCCGCAGCAUUGGCAUGGAUUUCUUUGGCUGUUCUGCCUUUCUGUCUAAAUAA